This is a messenger RNA of Myotis lucifugus (little brown bat), 563 nucleotides long. RefSeq names its product ISG15 ubiquitin-like modifier (gene ISG15). Gene Ontology annotation, molecular function: protein binding. Gene Ontology annotation, biological process: post-translational protein targeting to endoplasmic reticulum membrane. Lineage: Eukaryota; Metazoa; Chordata; Mammalia; Chiroptera; Vespertilionidae. The record is from RefSeq and is a predicted model, not a curated record.
ACGCCCCUGACGUGUGAGGCUCAGGCUCAGAAAAGGGGUGAGCCGCCGGGGCCUGCGGGAGAGGGAGCUGGAGCCGAGACAGUGCACUCAUCAUCGUCGUCGUCGUCAUCGUCGUCUCAGGACCUGUGGAGGACCUGGCAUCAGAGCCCACAGCCAUGGGCGGGUACCUGAAGGUGAAGACGCUGGCCAAGGAGUUCCAAGUGCCCAUGAGGGACUCCAUGCUGUUGUCGGAACUGAAGCAGCUGAUCACCCAGAAGACCCAAGUGCCUGCCUUCCAGCAGCGCCUGCUGGUCCAGGGGAGCCAUGCAGUGCUGCAGGACGGGGUUCCCCUGGCCCACCAGGGCCUGCGCUCCGGCAGCGAGGUCGUGCUGGUGGUGCAGAGCUGCGACAAGCCUCUGAGCAUCCUGGUGAGGAACGACAGGGGCCAGACCCGAGCCUACGAGGUCCAGCUGACGCAGAAGGUGGCUGAUCUCAAGGAGCAGGUGGCUGACUGGGAGAGAGUGAACGUCGACCAGUUCUGGCUGAGUUUCCAGGGGCAGCCUCUGGAUGACGAGCAGCAGCUG